AAGUCGCACUCUGAUGACGCUGCUCUCGGAAGUGCGGUCUAGGCCGGGCCCAGAAAGUCUUCCCCGCUGCCUCCCGACACCCGAUCCUGCGAGAGCGGGCCCGGACGCCGUCGCUGCGUUUCCCGGUCUCUCCUGAGCCUGCCGAGGACACCUUGCCACCACCAUGGGGGGCGGGGACCUGAACCUGAAGAAGAGCUGGCACCCGCAGACCCUCCGCAAUGUGGAGAAGGUGUGGAAAGCCGAGCAGAGGCACGAGGCUGAGCGGAAGAAGAUCGAGGAGCUGCAGCGGGAGCUGCGGGAGGAGCGGGCCCGCGAGGAGAUGCAGCGCUAUGCGGAGGAUGUGGGCGCCGUCAAGAAGAAAGAGGAGAAGCUGGAUUGGAUGUACCAGGGUCCCGGGGGGAUGGUGAACCGGGAUGAGUACCUGCUGGGCCGCCCCAUCGACAAGUACGUGUUCGAGAAGCUGGAGAAGGAGGCCGGCUGCUCCUCCGAGACCGGGCUGCUUCCAGGCUCCAUCUUCGCCCCGGCCGGGGCCAACUCGCUUCUGGACAUGGCCAGCAAGAUUCGCGAGGACCCGCUCUUCGUCAUCAGGAAGAAAGAGGAGGAGAAAAAAAGAGAAGUGCUGAAUAAUCCUGUGAAAAUGAAGAAAAUCAAGGAAUUGUUGCAAAUGAGUCUGGAGAAAAAGGAGAAGAAGAAAAAGAAGGAAAAGAGAAAGAAGCACAGGAAGCGCAAGCACAGGAGCGCGAGCAGCAGCCGGUCCAGCAGCGAGGACGAGUCGGGCCCGGGCCGGGGCAGGUCUCAAAGGAGGGUGACAGAUUCCCGUGUGGUUUUGUCCAAAGUGCCCGGCUAUGGCUUACAGGUCCGGGACCCUGCCCAGGACCGGGGGUCGCAGGGCCCUUCGGUGGCCCAGUCCAAAGGCACCUUCCAGAUGAAGAGCCGGUCCCGGUCCCCCAGCUCCUCCCGCUCCCCGCCCAGACACUCGGGCAAGAAGAGUGCCAGGGACAGGCGGUCACGGUCCCCGAGGCACAGCCGAGUGCACAGCGGGAAGGGCAGCCUCAGAGAGCGGGCCCCAUCCCCAAAGAGAGAGGCCCACACACAGCGGCGAGCGCCGGGCUACACCAGAAAACUCUCAGCGGAGGAACUAGAGCGGAAGCGGCAGGAGAUGCUGGAGAACGCCCGCUGGCGGGAGGAGGAGCGGCUGAACACCCUCCAGAGGCAGGCCCGUGAGGACGAGAGGGAGCGCAGGCUGGAGCAGCAGGACUCCCGCCACGGCCACUUUAUCCACCGCAUGAAGCUGGAGAGCGCGGCCACGUCCUCCCUCGAGGACCGGGUGAAGCGCAACGUCCACUCCCUGCAGCGGACCUCCGCGGCCCUGGAGAGGAGCUUCAUGAGGAGAUGAGCGCCGUCCGGGAGGCCGCCAGCCCCUGCGGUCCUCUUUGUAAGGAGCAGAGCAGCACCGUUCAGAGCGACCCGGCCCCUUCGCAAGCUGUGGUGAAGAUGGGAGCGCGGGCCCUGGCCGCGUGGCCGUGGGGGAGCCUUUCCCCCGCCUGGGCUCCGGUCUUCACCGCACCCUCCUCCCGCCCUCUCCACUGCCGGAAGCCUCUCUCCAAGUCACGGCGUGGGUCGUGCUCACUGGAUAAGUGGACAUUUACUCCCGUGUGUGCGUCACGUGACAGGAGGACGUCGGCUCAGGGCAGAGCCGAGAUAGGGACCGAACCGGGAGGAGAAAACAGCCAAGCAAGCCCCGGCGGACCCAAAGGUUUUGAUGUAAAGGCACAGGCGUGCGCGGGUACUACUGUGUCAGUUUUACACACUGUUAAAAGCGGGCUCGGUGAGAGCGCCUUGUUUGUAAGUGACCGCUGUGUACAGAACCACAGUGGACUUGGUAGGGACACAGCGAGGCGAGAGCUCAUUUCCAGCCUGAGUCAAGCAGCUGAGGAGGCCCGGGCUCCCAGAUGGAGAGACGAUGGGUUCUCCUGUCUCGUGGGGCUGUGGCUGUAGCCGUCAGGACCAUGUUGCCAGUGUACUCCUGGCUCCUCGGAGUAAAGAGAACGGAAGCUGUUGUAUCAGGCCUUCUUUUUAAAUCAUGUAGUAACCUUACCAUAGUUCUCGGUUUUCUGGAGGAGUUUGCUAUUACAGUAUUUUUUAGAUGUUAAAAAAUCAAUAUGGGGGGGCAGGGAUUUAGCUCAGUGAUGC
Fukomys damarensis (Damara mole-rat) is the source of this 2193-nucleotide messenger RNA. RefSeq names its product CWC25 spliceosome associated protein homolog (gene Cwc25). The record is from RefSeq and is a predicted model, not a curated record. NCBI's taxonomy places the organism in Eukaryota, Metazoa, Chordata, Mammalia, Rodentia, Bathyergidae. Gene Ontology annotation, cellular component: U2-type spliceosomal complex. Gene Ontology annotation, biological process: mRNA splicing, via spliceosome. Bases 164 to 1396 code for a protein of 410 amino acids. The transcript is spliced from 10 exons.